AUGAGGGAGAAAGCGACCAUGCCUCCCUCAGAGACGACCCCGCUUCUCCUGGUCCAUGUCGCGCCUCAGCGGCACCAGUACCCUCAUAACAAGCUUCGCCGAGCCUGCACUUUUUCCCUAGGCCUGCUCUUGACCAUUGCUUUGAUUCUAUUUUUAUUCCCUAUAGCCAUUCUCCCGCGAGAGGGUGGCUCCAUUUGGUCCUACCUUCCCUGGGCGCAUUCGUAUCCCGAGCACUGGCCGAGCGGGAACGGUCUCGACUACGAAGAGCUCCAGACUCUCCUCCUCGGGACACCGUCCGCAGCCCGCGCACGCGAAUGGAGCAAAUACUACACCGCCGGGCCACACCUUGCGGGCAAGAAUCUCAGCCAGGCGCUAUGGACGAAAGACCGAUGGGAGGAGUUCGGCAUUACCGAUACCAAGAUCGUCUCCUACGACGUUUACCUCAACUACCCCGUUGAUCAUCGAUUGGCGUUGCUGGAGGGUAAUAAGGUCACAUUUGAAGCUUCUCUGGAAGAGGACGUGCUCGAGGAAGAUAGCACUAGCGGUUUGCCAGACCGUGUGCCAACCUUCCAUGGCUACUCUGCGAAUGGGAACGUUACCGCGCCUUUCGUCUAUGCCAACUUUGGUACCUAUGCCGACUUCGACGACCUAAUCAAUGCAAACGUGAGCAUUAAGGGGGCCGUGGUUCUAGCAAAGUACGGUCGCGUCUUUAGAGGUUUAAAGGUGAAACGGGCACAGGAGCUUGGGGCAGUGGGCGUUAUUUUGUACGACGACCCGCAGAUGGAUGGAGAGUUCACGGAGGAACAUGGCUAUAAGCCGUAUCCGGAGGGGCCAGCGAGAAACCCUAGCGCCGUUCAGCGCGGAAGCACCCAGUUCUUGAGCUUUGCCCCAGGUGAUCCUACUACUCCAGGAUGGCCAUCGAAACCAGGAAGCGACCGACAAGAUCCUCAUGAUUUUAUCCCGUCCAUCCCCUCAAUUCCCGUCUCAUACAAAGAAGUACUACCCCUCCUCAAAGCUUUGAAUGGCCAUGGUCCGAAGGCAUCUGAUUUCAAUGAAUGGUGGCAAGGUGGAGGUCUCAGCUAUAAAGGCGUCGAGUACAACAUCGGACCUUCGCCAGACGAUGUCGUCGUCAACCUGUACAACGAACAGGAGUAUGUCACUACUCCCAUCUGGAACGUUAUCGGUGUCAUUCCCGGCUCACUUCCCGACGUCGUGAUUCUGGGUAACCAUCGCGAUGCUUGGAUUGCUGGCGGCGCAGGCGAUCCUAACAGUGGCUCCGCUGUGUUGAACGAAGUCAUCCGCAGCUUUGGAGAGGCCCUCAAGGCUGGCUGGAAGCCUCUUCGUACUAUCGUCUUCGCAAGCUGGGACGGGGAGGAGUACGGGCUACUAGGCUCUACAGAAUGGGUGGAAGACAACCUCCCUUGGCUCUCCAAAUCCAACGUUGCGUACCUGAACGUCGACGUUGCUGCGUCUGGUACCUUCCUCGGUCCUACAGCAAGCCCACUAUUGAAUAAACUCAUCUAUGAGGUUACUGGCCUUGUCCAGUCUCCAAACCAGACCGUCAAGGGACAGACAGUCCGCGAUGUGUGGAACGGGCACAUCGGAACGAUGGGUAGCGGUAGCGAUUUUACCGCAUUCCAGGACUUUGCUGGAAUCCCUAGCUACGAUCUCGGCUUCAGCCGUGGGCCUCAAGACCCUGUGUAUCACUACCACUCCAACUAUGACAGCUUCGAUUGGAUGCAACGAUUUGGUGACCCGCAGUGGCUCUACCACGAAGCGUGCACCAAGAUUUGGGCUCUGGCUGCGGCGAAACUGGCAGAGACCCCAGUCCUGUUCUUCAACGCCACUGAUUACGGCUUGGGGCUGCAAGGAUAUGUCGACCGAAUUCAGCAUUAUGCCGACAACUUGCCGGACGGAAAGACCUUUGACUUCGGACCACUAUAUAAUGCCAUCAGUAAGCUCCAAAAGGUCGCGAUCAAGUUUGAUGCCUAUGCAGCGGCCUUGACGUCUCAGCUAGACGAGGAUCUCCCUUGGUAUCUGUGGUGGAAGAAAGUCAGGCUGUUCUUCUUGAUCUACGAAGUCAACACCAAGUACAAGAACAUUGAGCGCCAGUUCCUAUACCAGCCGGGAUUGGAUGGACGCAGCUGGUUCAAGCACGUGGUGUUCGCACCUGGGCUCUGGACAGGUUAUGCCGGUGCGACGUACCCCAGUCUCGUGGAGAGUCUAGAAGCCGGAGAUGUAGAGAACGCCGAGAAAUGGCGUGGUAUCAUUAUCGAGCGAGUCGUUGCUGCGACAGAACUACUGCACUACUAG
Aspergillus calidoustus is the source of this 2313-nucleotide messenger RNA. Lineage: Eukaryota; Fungi; Ascomycota; Eurotiomycetes; Eurotiales; Aspergillaceae. The record is from the annotation of a GenBank genome assembly.